Messenger RNA from Penicillium hordei, 831 nucleotides. RefSeq lists its product as uncharacterized. The coding region runs from base 1 to 831 and encodes 276 amino acids. The transcript has 2 exons. The record is from RefSeq and is a predicted model, not a curated record. Lineage: Eukaryota; Fungi; Ascomycota; Eurotiomycetes; Eurotiales; Aspergillaceae.
AUGAAGCUAUCUCAAUUCCUUCUCUCCGUGCCAUUCCUUGGCAAUGUGGCUUUCGCUGCUCCUACAAAAUACACCACCGAAGAGCCACGGGCGUGUCUGUUACUGCGGCCAGCCAGACUGUCAAAUCUAUCUGUGAAAGACACAUUCGACUUGAUUUUCGUCCUUACGACCAUUGUCAGUGGAGGAGUCGCAAAUCUCCCCGAUGGUACUCCAUCCCUCGAUACAAACCCGGCAGGUGCACCGGGCUCGGCGGACGUUAAGCGAUCAUUGCCCCGAGACGAUAUGCUCACGAGCACCGUGAAUGCCGUUAGACAACACGGCUGGACCUUUGACUCUAUCGAGAGUAUCCCUAUUUCAAUAAGUGGACACCAGGCGCGGGAUGAUACUCCGGCAUUGGUAUCUCGUCAUCUCAUGAAGAAUAUGAGAAGCAAGAACGGCACGAGGUCUCGUGAUUACGAGUUCCAUCACUUCGCUGAUGGAACCUCCCAUACUCACGCCCCACUGCUCAAGAAUGACAAUGCGACAUCGACUGUCGCCAAAAGACAUGAUGGCGCCGGUGUCAAAGUUGUCUUCUCUCGCACUGGUAUUGCCGUCAGCAAAGUUGAAUACUCGGGCGCUUCUGCAGCCAUUGCAUCUGCAUGGGAUGAGCAUGCAGAAGCUGGUAACAGCGACUUCUAUGGAUUUGCUGAGAGAAUGAUGGCAAAUGGAGGAAAGAAAGCCGUCCUUUACUGGCGUACCAUUGUCGAGGCUAGUGGAUUUGGUAAUAACUACGAGCGCCUCGACGGUUGUGGGAAAAUGGGAGGAUAUAUUGGGCUGUACAUGGGUCCUUGA